AUGCGUAUGCUUCUAAACCAGCAUAACGAAAGUGCCAGUCGCCAUCCGCACCAUAUAAAUUAGGGGAACACCAAACCCAAAAGCUCCGAGCUCUACCUCCUCCAAUCCCUAACCGGAAAAUUCACUGGUUUGAUCCCUUCCCAGUCGAUCUUCGCGGCGGAAGAAAGACGCUGUCUUCCUCCUUAGCGUAUUCUUGCGGUCUUUUUUAUAGAAUCACUUUGGAAUUGAAUUAGGCUGCGGAUAGGAUGGGCUCGAGGCGGCCGAUAAGCGUAGUGGCCGAAUGGGUGCGGCGGCAGCCGCCGAAAGUUAAGGCUUUCCUCUGUGUUGUGGCCGGGAUGGCGGCCCUCGUCUUUCUCAGAUUCGUUGUUCAUGACCAUGAUAACCUAUUCGUUGCAGCGGAGGCGGUUCACGCCAUCGGCAUCUCCGUUCUCAUCUACAAGCUCACCAAAGAAAAAACCUGCGCCGGGCUUUCACUGAAGUCACAGGAAUUGACAGCUUUAUUUUUGGCUGUUAGACUUUACUGCAGUUUUGUUAUGGAGUAUGAUAUACACACACUAUUGGACUCUGCCACUUUAGUCACGACGUUGUGGGUUAUCUACAUGAUCCGUUUUAAGUUAAAGUCUAGUUACAUGGAGGAUAAGGACAACUUCGCAACUUACUAUGUGGUGCUGCCUUGUGUCGUACUGGCCUUGGCAGUUCAUCCAACCACUUCGCACAACAUUGUGAACAGGAUUUUCUGGGCUUUUUGUGUUUACCUAGAAGCUGCUUCAGUGUUGCCACAAUUGAGAUUGAUGCAAAACACAAAGAUUGUUGAACCCUUUACUGCCCAUUAUGUAUUUGCAUUGGGAAUUGCUAGGUUCUUGAGCUGUGCCCAUUGGGUUCUUCAGGUUUUGGAUACCAGAGGACGCUUGCUGACAGCUCUUGGAUACGGGCUGUGGCCUUCCAUGGUUCUCCUUUCUGAAAUAGUUCAAACAUUCAUCCUUGCUGAUUUCUGCUACUACUAUGUUAAGAGCGUCUUCGGCGGACAACUUGUGCUACGUCUUCCUGCUGGUGUCGUUUGAAUUUAGCUUCCCCACCUACAGUAAGAAAUGCAAACAUUAGAAUUUUUUUGUGUUUCCUUGGCCUGUUGGUUUUCUUCAGGCAAUCAAUGAGCGCGCUUGUUGUGGUAAAUUAAAACAAGUUUGGAUCGAAAGAUGUAGAUAUUGAAGUUUCUAUUAAGCACUUUUAUGAGAAAUUAGAUUAUGAGUUUCUUUAAGCCACUUUGGUUGUG
Messenger RNA from Dendrobium catenatum, 1270 nucleotides. Its product is annotated as putative ER lumen protein-retaining receptor C28H8.4. Gene Ontology annotation, biological process: protein retention in ER lumen. The coding region runs from base 246 to 1061 and encodes 271 amino acids. The transcript is spliced from 6 exons. Gene Ontology annotation, molecular function: ER lumen protein retrieval receptor activity. Gene Ontology annotation, cellular component: membrane. The record is from RefSeq and is a predicted model, not a curated record. NCBI's taxonomy places the organism in Eukaryota, Viridiplantae, Streptophyta, Magnoliopsida, Asparagales, Orchidaceae.